Molecule: messenger RNA, 579 nt
Organism: Mesorhabditis spiculigera
Lineage: Eukaryota; Metazoa; Nematoda; Chromadorea; Rhabditida; Rhabditidae
Source: the annotation of a GenBank genome assembly
AUGCCCGCGUGCGUGCAGUCAAUCGAUUUCCCCUACACUCCGGUGCGCCGAAUUCCGAUCGAAGGCGAGGAGACGAAGAAAUCAAAAGAUAUGACGGAGAUAAUCGGCAGCAUUUCUGGAGUGUCACGGAUCACCCCCGAGGACGACUACACAGCCUUUGAAAAGUCUGACAAAAUCCGCGGCCGAAUGAGCAUCAUGCCGCCUCGGAUGGAGUUUGACGAUGUGCCGGUCCGCCUCCCGAAAAUCGCCAAGCUGCAAGUGCUGUCGCUGAUCCGGAAGCUGGAGGCCGCGAUGAAGCGUGAGAAGACGAUCUACGACCUUGCCUACGCCAUGCGGAAGAUGCCCAAGUCGACGAACAUGCUGUUGGACAGUUUGAAGGCUGAAGCGGAAGGUUCCGGAUGGACGCCCACCGAGGAGAAGGAGGGCUCAGGCAUGGAAUUCGGCGGUAACCAGUGGGAAAGCAACGUCAAAAUGACGGGCAUAACCAAAUACAUUACGCUUGAGGAAGAACCGGUUGAGGACGUACAGCCUAUUUCACCGCUGGCCAUGAUGGGCCCGAUAAUGCGAUUGCUCAAAGCU